UCUUGGGUUUGCGUGUGUUAAACAAACACCUAAGAAAAUAUUUAUUCAGAAUGUUGACACACAAAGCACUCUGUCGGUCGAUCCGUCCAAACGAUUGGUUUGUGACGAUCGAUCUGUCAGACGCGUAUUUUCACAUAGACGUUUACCCGUCACGCAGAAAAUAUUUGAGGUUUGCGCACAGAAGCACUGCCUACGAGUUUCAAACCAUUCCGUUCGGACUGUCUCUCGCUCCGAGAACUUUCAGCAAGUGUGUGGAGGCGGCUCUUUUGCCGUUGAGAAACAGCGGGAUUCGGAUUUUGUCUUAUAUAGACGAUUAACUGAUAUGCUCCUCGUCAAGAGAGCAAGCGGUCAGAGAUGCGGAGAGCGUAGUCACUCAUCUCUGCAGCUUGGGUUUCAAAAUAAACAGGGAAAAGAGCCGCUUGUGUCCCGCGCAGUGCCAGAAUAUCUGGGACUCAGUAUAAAUUCCCUCUCUGAUCGAGUCACGCUGACAGAGAGAAGAAUCGCAUCUCUCAUUCAGUGUCGCUCCCGUUUUCGGGCUGGGUCUAUGGUCCCGUUCCGAGUGUGCCUACAAAUGCUGGGUUUAAUGGCCUCAGUGAUUUCUGUGGUGCGUCUGGGACUUCUCAUGAUGAGAGAUUUUCAGAGAUGGGUCGCGUGGUUGCGCUUAUGUCCCCGACGUCAUCUCAAUCGGCCGGUCAAAAUAACACAUUCGUGCGUCUUAGCGCUCCGCCAAUGGGGAUGCCCCGCGACUCUUCGCUCGGGGAUUCCCUUGGGGGCGGUGUCGUCGCGAGUUACUAUGGCGACGGACGCGUCUUUGAAGGGCUGGGGUGCGACCCUUAUGGGCAGAGCUGUGAACGGCGUGUGGCCACCACAGCUGAUCCUGAGACAUAUAAACUAUUCGGAGUUGUUGGCAGUAUUUCUGGCACUAAAACACUUUCUGCCUUUCAUAAAGGACCGACAUGUGUAGGUGAAAACAGACAAUUCCACAGUGGUCGCGUACAUCAACCGGCAGGGAGGUGUGCGCUCCCUCCAGCUGCAUCAGUUGGCGAGGAAACUGAUAAUGUGGUGCGACACAAGGUUUUUGUCCAUCAGGGCGACUCAUGUUCCAGGCAUAUGGAACAGAGGUGCAGAUCUAUUGUCCAGGGGAAACCCUCUGUACGGGGAAUGGAAACUGCACACUCAGGUGGUGGAGCAGAUAUGGCAGAGAUACGGCCGGGCUGCCGUAGAUCUCUACGCCUCGCGAGAAAACGCUCAGUGUCCUCUGUUCUUUUCUCUAAGGGACGAAGAUGCACCGUUGGGUGUGGAUGCGUUAGCCCACCCAUGGCCAAAUGUUCUUCUCUACGCGUUCCCUCCACUGAGCUUGAUUUCCCCCACCCUGGCAAGGGUCAGAGAACUCAGCUUGUCACUGAUUCUGAUAGCUCCACGUUGGGCUUCCAGGCACUGGAUCGCAGAAAUAGUUCAGCUACUGUCGGAUCAGCCUUGGCCACUCCCUCCACGGAGGGACCUUCUGUCCCAGGCGGGCGGGGAGAUUUAUCAUCCGCACCCGGACAGAAUUGCUCUCUGGGCCUGGCCCGUGAGAGGUGGAACUUGAGUGUGGCUGGUUUGCCCCAAUCGGUUAUACACACUAUCCAGAGUGCCAGGGCCUCGUCUACUCGCACGCUUUAUGACAAUAAAUGGCGAGUUUUUGAGGAGUGGUGUGGCCGCGGUCACAUUGUCUCUUUCCAGUGUUCUGUGGGAGACAUUUUGUGUUUUCUCCAGGAUUUGCUGGAUAAAGGGAAAGCUUUUUCUACUUUGAAAGUGUAUCUGGCGGCUAUUUCUGCAUGUCACAUCGGGUUUAAUAACGAACCUGCGGGUCGGCACCCUUUGAUUAGCCGGUUUAUGAAAGGUGCACGCCGUAUAAGGCCGGUGUCUCGGCGGUUAGUGCCUCAGUGGGACCUGUCCUUGGUUUUGGAAGCCCUUUCUCAUCACCCCUUCGAGCCGGUGGAUGGCGUAGGGCUGAAAUUUCUUUCUCUUAAGACGGUGCUGCUUGUGGCUCUAGUGACUGCUAAGUGUGUGAGUGAGCUGCAAGCCCUGUCUGUCAGUCCAUCCUGUCUACAGUUCGCCCCUGGGCUCACGAAGGUUUCCUUUCGCCAUAACCCGGCGUUCGUGCCUAAGGUGGUGGAUUCUUCUUAUAGAUGUCCUGUUACGGAACUUUCGGCUUUUCACCCACCUCAGGAGGAGGAUGGCUUGAGUUCCUUGUGCCCGGUGCGGGCCCUCCAUACGUAUGUCAAGAGAACAGCGGGUUUCAGAAAAUCGGACCAGCUGUUUGUGUCUUGGGCUACCCCUCACAAAGGGAAGCCGUUGUCGAGUCAGCGGCUGUCCCGCUGGAUUGUGGAGGCUAUAUCUAUAGCGUAUGAAUGCUGUGGUUCUCAGGCUCCCACGGGUCUGAGGGCCCACUCUACUAGAGGGAUGGUGACAUCAUGGGCCCUGCUUAAGGGUGUCUCUGUUCAGGAUAUUUGUGCGGCAGCUGGCUGGGCCACGCCGCACACCUUUGUGCGGUUUUAUAGACUAGAUGUGUCUGAGUCAUCCUUGGCACAUGCAGUGCUGAGUGCCAGGCGUUCUGAGCCUAUGUGAUUGACCUGUGCAAUCCGGGAGCAGUCUAUAUC
This is a messenger RNA of Silurus meridionalis, 2642 nucleotides long. RefSeq lists its product as uncharacterized. The coding region runs from base 643 to 2610 and encodes 655 amino acids. NCBI's taxonomy places the organism in Eukaryota, Metazoa, Chordata, Actinopteri, Siluriformes, Siluridae. Gene Ontology annotation, molecular function: DNA binding. Gene Ontology annotation, biological process: DNA integration; DNA recombination. The record is from RefSeq and is a predicted model, not a curated record. The transcript has a single exon.